AUGCACUCUCGACGGGGUCAAUUUGAAGAAGCCAAUCUGCAACACUCAGGGUUGGCGCCAUCCGAAUGGCAUAUUCUCGAUGAUGGCACUGGCAGGAUCAAAGCUUUCAUCGGGAAGAACAAAGAUCCAACCUAUGUUUACGAUAAAUUUGAAUACGUUCGUGUUGUCGGCACCCUGGAAUUUGGUGUUAGAGGAGAAAAAAGGUCGCUAUCUGUGUUUAACAUGGCGCCCGUCCACGAUCCAUAUGAAGUCUACUAUCAUAUCAAUCAUGCUAUGGUUGAUACUAUGAUAUGUGAAAGAGGCUCUCCUCCAUAUAAUCUGAUUCCAGAUACCCAUGGUCAAGAUAUCGAAUCCUUGAGUCAGGCAUUCCAGAACACAUCCUUCUCAGACGUAACCGAACCGCAUAUGGCUCAACAAUCAGUUCAAGAACCCAACCGCCAAUACGAUCGCGUCCCAUUCAGGUCGCUCCUUGAGCGCGAUAUCAUCGCGUUAAUCGAUCGAGCUAAUCUUGUUUAUCUCGAGGACCUCGUCAUGUUUAUUCGCCAAAGUUGCCCUACUGUGGACUCUGCCGCUUUAAAGGAGGCUAUUCAGUACCUAUUGAGUGAGAAUCUCAUCGAGGCUGGCGAAGACAGUGGUCGUGACUACUUUCAACUCGGGGAGCGUAUUACUGGAAGGAAUUGA
Molecule: messenger RNA, 681 nt
Organism: Psilocybe cubensis
Lineage: Eukaryota; Fungi; Basidiomycota; Agaricomycetes; Agaricales; Agrocybaceae
Exons: 5
Coding region: 1-681 (226 amino acids)
Source: RefSeq, a predicted model, not a curated record